Messenger RNA from Gamsiella multidivaricata, 5769 nucleotides. RefSeq lists its product as uncharacterized. Gene Ontology annotation, cellular component: GATOR1 complex. Gene Ontology annotation, biological process: negative regulation of TORC1 signaling; intracellular signal transduction; positive regulation of autophagy. Bases 1 to 5769 code for a protein of 1922 amino acids. Lineage: Eukaryota; Fungi; Mortierellomycota; Mortierellomycetes; Mortierellales; Mortierellaceae. The transcript is spliced from 4 exons. Gene Ontology annotation, molecular function: GTPase activator activity. The record is from RefSeq and is a predicted model, not a curated record.
AUGUACAACUCAACAACAGCCACAGGACCCUCAGUGGGACAUGGAGCUAUACCGGCACGCGGGGCAUCUCCUCUUCAACAGAAUCUAUCCGCAGGUGGAAAUAGCACAAGCACAUCGACAAAUGACAAUCAGCCAUUGUCUUCAGCAGCUACUCCACCUUACGCGACCAAAAUCCUCUGGGUGCACAACGACCUGUACUCAAGGCAGGACUUUCUGCUUGAUCCCGCCUGCUUCCCAAACGUUCAGCCGAAUGACCUAUUUGAGAUUUAUGAUCCUGCCCUUCCGAAAGACACCUCGAAAAAGCUGAUCAUUCAAUGGACUGGUCUUGACAAAGAUACCCAUCUUAAGGCCCAUUGGCAGGUCUCGCUGGCUAGUAAUAUUGCCAAAGCGUUCGGACUUUCACCAAGACAGGAUGUUAUUGUGCAAAGGGCGGAUCCCAGCCAAUACGCGGCAACAUACGUGGAGUUGACCUUCCGAGACCAAUAUGUUGGACGAAGCGACAUGUGGCGACUGAGGACGAGUCUUGUGGGAUCAUGCGUGUAUGAGGCGAAAAAGAUUAUAUAUCUGGGCUGUAUUAGGGUCCAAGUCAAGGAUAUUUACGUCGGCAACCGAUUGGUUCCCAGUGCAUGCAUCACAUCAGAAACAAGGAUAAUCUUCCGCUCAGAGUCUGCCAAGUACUUUAUUUUCAUUCAAAUGUCCCGCGAGAUGUGGGAGUUCGACGAGGAUGGGGAGAUAUUCUUUGAGAGGGUAAUUUUCGGCGCUCUUCCAAACCUCUUUGCUCGCUGGCGAGGAAAGAGAGACGGCAAGUCAGAAAUGGAGUCCCCCACCAAUCAUGUUGUGUCGAUUGUACUCUUUUCAAGGAUAUUCUAUCAGGAAGAGGAAGAAGCAAGGUUUCGCGUCGAUGGUUACCCCGGAGGCCAGACGGGUUUACAAAAGGACGAGGAGGGACGCUACUAUCAAGACUUCUACAAGGUCGUCGUUGACUGGGAGGCCAGGACCGACUGGACAACUGCCAUUAUCCCGCUCAAGGAGGAGGUCAUGCGCUAUCAACGGGACAUUUUACUGCGUCCUGCAGGGCAAUACCAGAUUCUGUCAGGCGAAAACUCCUUUGCGUUCGAGGGCAAUGUCCUGGAAUCUAUUAAUUUGGCACUGAAUUCACUGGAUAAACACUAUGUCGAUCGGGAUCUACAGAGAACAGGGCUAUCAAUAGUCGUCAUCACGCCUGGAUCCGGAGUAUUUGAUGUCGACAAGAAAUUACUGCGCCUGACAACAGAGAGGAUGAUCAGCGGAGGAAUUGGACUUGACAUGAUCUGCCUCUCAAAGAUACCAGCACAUAUCGUCCCGCUUUUCCGCUGGAAGGGACCUGCCAGUGAUAGCGAUGGUCUCAAACUCAUGAUUCAGGGGACCGAUCAAUUGUCUACGAGCUCCAGCGCGACAAACAACAGCAACGGCAAUCUUAACCCUCGGUCCGUCAGCGCUCAUUCACGGCCCAACUCCCGUCCUCCGUCAGUGAAGGAGUCGCCAGCCGAAGUACGAGGUGGACAGUUAGGGUCAAAGCUCAGUCCACCAUCGGAGGUACUGCUGGAUAUGUCGGAUCCGCUUUAUUACGACGCGCCGCCAACAUUUCCUUCCUCCCCUUUGGUGACCUACUACAUGAUGCCCCACUGGGUCGACUGCAUGUUCUACGUCAGUUCGCAGAAGCCUAACCCUCAAAAGUUUUAUACCCGCUGCAAGAUGUACGAGCUCCAGAUGAUGGGUAUUAUGGAACACGAGAUUUCAAGCAUAUCGAUCCCAUAUCUAAAUGAGAACUACAAUCAGCAGUAUUCGGCCCCGUUCGGAAAGCGACUCAGCUCUACAGACGCCCUCACCGCCAGAAGCCAUCUCUCUAAGUCGAUCGACUUUGACAAACACGAUGACGACAUCUUUUCUGACCCAAACUCACCUUUGGCAGCGGAGCUCAAGCACCUUAACUCAUCAUCUAACCACACGCCUCGCGGAUUAACCAGAGACGCUGUGUCAAUGGACAACCUGGAAUCCCCGGCUGCACGGAUCGUCAGCAAUGGGCGUCGAUACGACACAUAUCUCGGAGGCACUGCGCAUCAGUCCAUGUCGAAUCAUAAUAAGAUGGCCCCCGAGAUCUCACGGAGCCUGCCCAGAGUUUGGGGUGCGAUGACGAUUGGAGGUUCGUCAAACAUCAUUCACGAGAAUCAAGUUCUUAAGGAUAUGACAGCCGUACCAGGACGGGUCUCGUUUUCUUUAAAAAGCGCCAACGGAUUUCUUGAGGAAAGUCGAGCGGUCAUGCAACCGGACAAGGGCAUUGGAGACGACUUUGAGAAUCAUAAUGAGAUAAAAGGGCAGCGCGAGUUUCAGGACGACACUGCUGGUGAACAAAACAACUACGGCCGCACUUCAAUGCAGGGUCACAUCGACAUCAGAUCGAAGACUGGCCACGUUCGGGCGAGCACUGACGAAGACCCAGGGUUCCUGAGUUCGAGCACAGUCAAACCAAUAUUCAUAUCGCGGAAUCAACGGGCACUUCAAGAUGACGGGGCGCCCUCGGAGAUAUCGGGAGCUGACUCUUGCAAUACAGGAUCUAUUUCGAGCGACAAGGGCAACCGACCAUUCGCGUCAAACUCUGGAGGCCUCGGCAAGAUUGUUCAAAACCGGCUAAAAUCAUUGAAGGCUUCCAUCAAUCCCUGUAAUCCUCCUCGGACCAUCCUUCCCAUGACAUCGCAUCUGAGGCGUUGGCAGCACGCUUUUCCACGGGUACAGGGGCGCUCUGCGUCCACUGAUCUAAUUCGGAGCGAGGUCUACACAGAUGGCCUGUCGAACACAGAGGCCUGGAGAGGACUAAUGUCACCGGCAUCUUUACCGCUUACGACCGACUACUUCCCGAGCGAUGAGGAGCUUCGAAAGCUCUAUUCAGAGUAUAUUCACACCAUCUCGCCAAGUGAGGAAGCAGGAAGUUAUGUCGAAAAUGACCAGGAACGACGCCUCAAGGCCAAGUCCCUAAUGAAGGAGCUGAUUUACCAUCGCUUAGCGCAGGGAUUUCAACUUAUUGUCGGAAAGGCUCGAUCAUCAACCGAUGCGGUCAAGACAGACGUCUCUGGCACAUCAUCGGAUAGGAAAGGUACAGAGACGGUCGGUGGUGGAACAGUUUCCAAACGCUCUAGCGCCAGGGCUGCAUUAGGAGGUGCGCAGGAUCAUGCCCCGAUGGAAUUCCCAAGCAAAGAUGCAGGAACGACAGACGGUACCACACCUGGCAACAGCACAAAGGAUAAGGCCUGUUAUCUCAGCAUGGGACAACAGGUCCACCGACUUUCAAUCGAUGCUGUGCAGGGCAACGUCGAGGUGAAGCGGUACGAGAGACGCUUUAACUAUAAGCCCGAGAAUAUCAAGUAUCAGUGUGUCAUAUGGGCCAAGCAACUUCCCGGUUACAUGCCGCGGAAUCUAUCCUUUACCUAUCCGUUGUUGUCACAUUACCAAUGGAAUUAUCUAGACCACCUUGUCUCAGGAUAUCAGGAGGAGCUUACAGAGGAGCUUCUGUACUGGCGAGCUCGUUUCAUCCUGAUACCUAUGGAGCACGUAGCGUCGAAUAAUCUGACCAAUGUUGCAGGGGAGCACUUGGACGAGGAGGAAAUGCGACUCGCAGGAUUCCAAAAGUUUCUGGAUCUGUUCCAGAAAGCGCGCUACAACGAUACUCAAAACGAGCGUUCGUCAUCAUCCUCGAGGAAACAAGAUCUAUCGGUCAAGGUGCAGCUGAUCACUUGCAGCUUUGCAGCCUGGGCGUUUUCAGAACUGUCGAGAAAGGAGCAAGACAAUGGCCAAGCUAGUUUGAAUAUGACCGCCAUGGCGGAACCCGAGAAACUCACUCGUAACUCCAAGAUCCAGAUAAUUGCAACGGCUAUUCAAAAUCCAUUGACUGGGAUCAAGUUGCAGGACCGCCGGUGGCAUUUGCGAGUUUACAACAGUGUCUUCUUGGGCAAUGAGGUCGUGGACUGGUUGAUUCACAACUUUGUCGAUAUCGAAACCCGGGAGGAGGCAACCGAUUUCGGAAAGAAACUGUUCGAUAAAGGUCUGUUUAUCCAUUGUCUGGGUAAGCACCACUUUAUGGACGGACACUACUUUUACCAAUUCUCCGGCGAAUAUGCGCCCUCUGGAAAACAGACGAGAGGCUGGUUCAGAAAUACAACCACAUCUCUGACGAGACGAGAUGUCGACCUGGAGAAGAUUCUCUCAAGGGAUAAGGAUCCAGAUCCAACUUCUGAAAAGCAAACACGACCCUCCAACAAACUGGCUUCAGCAUCCACGGGCGGAUCAAUCGCAACCCUAGGCUCGGUAUCGCAAACCGCAAGCGGCAAUGCCUCCACUGCAACGAACACAACUCAGCCGUCGAACAAUGGAGCGCCGUCUUUUAAGGAGCGCAUGGAAAUGCUGCAAAAAUUGGCGCCACCAAAACGGGUUGAGAUGUCGAGGGCUAUCAAUAUUGACGUCGAUCCGAACAAACGGAGCGAGCGGAGAGAGACAGCAAUUCUGCACUUUGAUCUGGCGCACAACAUCAGGCAUUGCUAUCACUUCCAGCUGCAUUGGCUGGGGUGCACUGCGCGGCUGAUUGAGGACAUGUUGCAAUCUUGGGGAAGAACUGCGGAGCGGUGUGGCCUCCGCCUGGUGGAGGCACCGAUCGAGCAAGACUCGCAGGGCCGCGCCUUCAAUCCGUUUGAAUGUCCCGUCCCCAUCAAACUUGCCUUACGUCCACCGCUCACCAAGGGCUUCUUUAAGCCUUCCUCGUCACUCGACCCACUUACUGAACCGGUUCAAGUUCCCAAGAUGCACUUUUUUACGGAGCUGGUAAAACUUCAUGGGUUCAUUCUGGACAUGGAAUCGGAUGAACUGUAUCCGCCAUCGACACAACUGAACUACUCUUAUAGAAGAGCGCCUUACAAGAAUAUUCAGUACGUCCAUCGGACAGGUGUGGCAUUUAUUCAGAUUUCCUAUACCGGGUCUUACGAGUUCUUCUGGGUCAAUAAUCGACUCUUGACCUCGCAUUCGAUUACAACGCCUGAGCGCGAUCGCAGUGACUGGGACCGAUCCAAGAUUGGAGCUGCCGGCAGUAGUGGUGCCGGCAAUGGUCAAGAUGGAGGAAACAUUGGGGGUUCUUCGUCAAGCAAGACCACCGCUAACCACGUUCCCAAUCCUGAUAUGCUCCGGAAGAAAUUUGAGGAUACAUGCGCAGACAAGGACGAGCUUGCCAAGAUCUGGGGUGAGAUAUCAAGCCACCUGGAAACCGUAUCGGGUAUUCAAGAUAUUUUAGAGGACGUGCCUGACGAGAGGGUGGUUGAGAACGAAGGUCUCGAGUGGGUUAUGCCAUCUCUGGCCGCUCCCCGACGGAAAUCGGAUGCUCAGCUCGAUGUUUCUCAGGAUGGGUCCAAAGUCCAUGGGCCUACCGAUGUUAGUGACUCAGAAACUGUCAAAGAAAGUGAGAUCAAUGGAUACUCUUCGGUUUCGGCUAAUGUGCCUAUCAUUCGCAUUGAUAUGGACCCUGCGUCUCGCGAGGAGGACAGGAGACAUGCAGAAACAGAAGCUCAAUUCCAACCCCAGGAGCAGACGCAUGUAAAGAACGAACCGCAAAGGCAGACCCAGGCUCAGAAUCCAGUGGUUGACCGACAUGAGCCAAUCCCAGACGCCAAGGUUGAAUCCUCAGUGCCGCUGGAGACCACACGCGCUGGAGAAGCCAAGGAGGAUGUAGCUGAGGCCAGGAAUGAGAAAUAA